CAGGCGGAUACAAAACGUGUGAAAAACUAUUACUCGCCCUCACUUGGCCUUGACUUUCAACGUUGUCGUUGCAGCGUGUGGCUUUUUUUAGCCAUGAAUAACCUUAAACUUGGAUUUGUCCUUAUUGUCAUAAUUCAGGCUACUCUCUUGAGUGCUGUCAAAGAUGGUUUAUGCCCAAGGGCAUCACCUUAUGGCCCCUGUGUCACCACCUGUGGGGCUGAUGAAGACUGUGAUGGUUCAAAAAAGUGUUGUAGUAAUGGUUGUGGUUCUUGGUGCCUUGAACCAAUGUGUCCAUCUGGUCAACAGCAUGUGGACUGCCCUGCCCAGCUAUGCAACUACGCUGGGUGCCCUGAUAAACCUCAAGAGAGUUUGAGAUGUGUGGUGGAAUCCUGUGGCAAGUGCAGUGUGAAGUUUAUAAACAAGACAACAGGACAAACUGUAAAUUGUGGUCCAGUGGAAACUUUGUGUAAGCGUAUGCUAGCUGCUACUCAUAAAAAGCCCCUUCUUCUUGGUCAGUAUGUACCUUCCUGUGAUGCAAAUGGACAUUUUAUCAGAGUUCAGUCCCACGAGGCAUAUUUCUUUUGUGUUGAUGACAGAGGAAUUCCUGAUUUUUCCACCAGAUCAAGAACUCAACCCAAAUGUCCAGAGUUAUCUCUGUGCCAAAAGAAGAGGAAAGAAGCUGAAAAACUUCCUCCAUUGGGUAGUUUUGUGCCACAGUGUAAGAGUGAUGGUUCAUUUAAGGAGAAACAGUGUCAUUCAUCAACUGGACAGUGCUGGUGUGUAGAUCAGAAUGGACAUGAAUGGAGUGGAACGCGAACAAGAGGAGACCUGGAUUGUACAACUUCUGUGUGCCCAGUGUCAGUUAGAGGGUUUGACUGUGAUCCAAUGCUGUGUAAUACAGCCUCAUGCCCCGCCCACAAAGAUGCUACCUGCAGGGUGAACACCUGUGGCAAAUGUGAAGUGGAGUUCCUUGAUAAAAAUGGCAGAAAGGUUGACUGUUUCUCCAAGUGCCAGAAUCAACGUCUGAAAGCCCUUGGUACUCACUCUCUGGAUGAAAAACCAGCUCACCCCAUUAUUGGACGGUUUGUACCACAGUGUGCGGAAGAUGGAAGCUAUGAGGAAGUACAGUGUUAUGGCUCCACUGGCUAUUGUUGGUGUGUUGAUGUUGUAGGAAACCCUGUGGUCGGAACCAUGAAUCGUGGCUUACCACAUUGUAACAAGACAGCUAUGGGAGUUUGCUCAGGGAAACCCAUGUUCACCUGCUUACGCAACUUCUGUCAGUGGUCUACAUGCCCUGCCCAUCCUGAGGCAAAAUGCCGUAUUAACCCCUGUGGUGGAUGCAAAGUUGAGUUUAUUGAUAAGAACAGCAAAGUGGUUGACUGUCAUGAAGGUCUCUCAAAGUGUAAACUGCAGGAAAAGAAAGCCUCAGCAUUCAGUGGCAGUGGCCUACAACCUGUUGGCAGGUUUGUACCAAAGUGUGAAGCAGAUGGUAGUUACUCCAAGAUUCAGUGUUGGUCAUCUACUGGAUACUGCUGGUGUGUGGACAAGAAUGGUACUGAGUUGCAAGGAACAAGAGUCAGAGGCAUGCCAGUCUGUCCUUCUCAGGGACGUUCAAAACGAUCUAUCAAGGAUGGCUUUUGUCCAAUUGUGAAACAGCCAAGAACUGGGGCAUGCUCAAACAAAUGUAGUUCAGAUAAUGAAUGCCAAGAAAUGCAAAAGUGCUGUAAUGUCUCAGGAUGUGGAUUAACCUGCCAAGAACCUUCUUUUACAACUUGUCCAAAUGGAAAACCUUUCUUGCUGUGUCUACACAUGUGUCAGUUUGCUAGAUGUCCUGCUUAUCCAAAAGCUACUUGCUUCUCUGAUCCAUGUAAGAUGUGCAAGGUUGAAUUUCAUGAUGAACAAGGAAAUAUUGUCAACUGCACUAAAGGUUUAACUCGGUGUCAAGCUCGGCAAAAAUUAUCAACUGGUAUGCUUGGAGAGUUUGUUCCCAAGUGCAAGAGUGAUGGAAGUUUUGAGCCAGUACAGUCCCAUGAAGGUUACUUCUGGUGUGUUGAUGCUGAUGGAAAGGAAGUGAAUGGGACAAGGAGACACUUCCAGAAACCAACAUGUCUCAGUCAACUGAAGAGUAGUCUAACAUUGUGCCAGUUACAGACGCUACAAAGUGGAGGGACUCCUAUGCCUGGUCGUUAUAUACCACAGUGCAAAGCUGAUGGCAGCUUUGAAGAAGUGCAAUGCCACCCUUCCACUGGUUACUGUUGGUGUGUUAACACACAGGGGUGGGAAAUCAAAGGAACUAAAGUGAGAGGAAGACCAACCUGCAGUAAAGUGUGUGCGCCUGUAGUGUGCAGAAUGUACUGUGAAUUUGGUUGGGCUCAGGGUCCAGAUGGCUGUGAUAUCUGUAAAUGCAAAGAGGUUCCCAUCAAGCCUGGUUUCUGUCCAGCGGUAGAGCCAGAUCAAGUUGCUACAUGCACAGAGAAAUGCAGCACUGACAAUGACUGUCUAGGAAAUCAAAAGUGCUGCUCCAAUGACUGUGGUCGUGUCUGUACUGCUCCAGAAUAUAAAGCUAAACCGGGGUAUUGCCCAGCAGUUGAUAUCCACCAUGUCGGUAUUUGUAAAAGUGAGUGCAGUUCAGACCGUGACUGCCAAGGAGAACAGAAGUGUUGCGGUAAUGGAUGUGGGCGUGUCUGUAGUGCACCUGUCCGAGAAGCUUGUCCCCGUGGUGCCCCUUUCAUUAUGUGUCACAACAACCCAUGUGAAAGAGCUAGCUGCCCUGCAAAUCCCAAAGCCAAAUGCCUUCCGGAUAACUGUGGCGGUUGCAACGCACAGUUCUUUGAUGACAACGACAAUAUUGUGGACUGUUUAGCGAGUGCGACCAAAUGCCAAAAGGAAUAUUUGGAUGCAACAGCAUCCCCCGGAAUGGUAGGCCAAUUUGUUCCAAAAUGUGCAGCUGACGGCUCAUACGCCCCAGUACAGUGUCAUGGCUCCAUCGGCUUCUGUUGGUGUGUAGAUAGAGAUGGAAAGGAACUCCCUAACACCAGAGUUCGGGGACAACCAAAGUGUGCGACCAAAUGCCAAAAGGAAUAUUUGGAUGCAACAGCAUCCCCCGGAAUGGUAGGCCAAUUUGUUCCAAAAUGUGCAGCUGACGGCUCAUACGCCCCAGUACAGUGUCAUGCCUCCAUCGGCUUCUGUUGGUGUGUAGAUAGAGAUGGAAAGGAACUCCCUAACACCAGAGUUCGGGGACAACCAAAGUGCUCUACGAAAUGUCAAAAGGAGAAUUUGAAUGCAACUCAAAACCCUCUCAUUGGCGGGUUUGUUCCAAAGUGCAAUGCUGACGGUUCAUAUGCCCCAGUACAGUGUCACGGCUCCAUAGGCUUCUGCUGGUGUGUUGAUAAAGAUGGAAAAGAGAUCCCUGACACCAGAAUCAGGGGACGACCAACGUGUGCCAUCACAUUCAGUAUCGGUCCUUCUUGUGAUGACGGCAAAACAUGGCAGCUUUGCGGUGAUACUUGUAAGAAUGCUUCUUGUACCAGCAAUCCUGACGCCAACUGUGUAGCCCCGAUGGGAGGCUGUGGCCCUGAUGCUUGCAAACCCAAGUUCUACAACAGAAUGGGCAAGGAGGCGCAAUGUCUCACAGAAUGCCAACAGAAAGCUUAUCAAGCCACCCACCCCGCGCUGGUAGGAGCCUUCAUACCCCAGUGCAAUGCAGAUGGUAGCUAUGCGCUUGUGCAGUGCUGGGGCUCUACUGGAUAUUGUUGGUGCGCGUCAGAGGACGGAUCCGAGUGGCCUGGAACUAGAGUAAGGGGAAAACCCAACUGUGACGCCAACAAAGGUCCACAACUUUUGAGCGUCCAUGUUGGACUUACCUUCAACUACAGCCUAGGUUUAGUGAAGGAUGUUUUGGGUCAAUUUAAAGAAUCAGUCAAGACACAGAUGAUAACAAUGUUUUCAUUAAAGGAAAAUCAACUACAUGGCCUUGAGGUGCAAGAGGGAAGUAUUUUAGUUGGAUUUAGCGUUGAACCAGCCAGCGGGGGAAAAGACCUGAGAGACUUUGCAGAUGAAAUAACUGAAAAGGCUCGCAAUCACGAACUGGUCAUUGAAUUCAGCGGUAUCACCUUUGUAGCUGAACCCGAAGUUAUGUUAGCGUCGCCCAUGUAUGUGGAAGAAAAAACUGUUUCCAAAAAACAAGAGGAAACCGCAAGCAGCAGUGUGUCUGUUACUAGUGUUGCAUUCAUAUCUGUCUUCUGCACCUUAGCUGUAGUUGCUGUAGCUCUUGUAGCGUUUAAGUUAAUUCAAAAAAAACGGAGAAGCUCCGGUCUGGAGGAGAGGCGGUACCUUUUGAAUUAAACCUGAGGUGCCCCUCAUCCUUACCUCUAGGCCAACUUUGUUUACAAAGAUGGAGGCGCUGAGAUGAACACCGCACUCUCAGAUGCCUGAAUUUUGGACUCGACUCUGAACCGGAUGUGUCUCAACUGCUGAUUAUUUUUGUACAACGUAAAGAUCUACCUUCUCCAAGGAGGUUGGUUACAACGUUGCGUAGGGGUUUGAUGAAAUUUCGGUCAUAAACGUGUUUGUGAUUGCGUGACACUACAAGUCCAUACCCAAGGUUCUGGGAAAAAUCAAGGAUGACGAAAAUACUCUUUCGUUCUUGAUCAGUACAUUGGAAUUUUACUUGAAAAAACAUUUUUUUGUACUAAAUUAAUUCGAAGAAAUGAUAAGAUAUAUUUUUUACAACAAAUAAAUAACGAACAUUUUA
Pocillopora verrucosa is the source of this 4753-nucleotide messenger RNA. RefSeq names its product thyroglobulin. The record is from RefSeq and is a predicted model, not a curated record. Gene Ontology annotation, cellular component: extracellular region. NCBI's taxonomy places the organism in Eukaryota, Metazoa, Cnidaria, Anthozoa, Scleractinia, Pocilloporidae. Gene Ontology annotation, molecular function: serine-type endopeptidase inhibitor activity.